UGUAAUUUCCCUCUACUCCUUUCUUUCUUAACCGUCCUCGCCACGUUCAUAGCAGUCACAACAUUGCAAUUGCAACAACACACACAACAACAAUCACAAUAUAUAGAUACAUACAUAAUAUAGAGAGAGAAUCAUAGAAUAUUUUAGAGAGAGAAAUAAAGGAAGAAAAACCCUUUUGACUAUUAAGCCCCUUUUUCACAUUGGACUCUUUGAUCGGUUAUUGUUGAUAUUGUGAUCAACCUCAAAAAUCAGAUCUUUUUCUUUUUUCGAUUCAGAUUCGGAUACCCAAUUGCGUUUUUCUUUCUGGGUUUUGUUCAUUUUUUCAUAAAGUUUCAUUUUUCCAAAUUGGGUUUCUCAGAAAUUCGACAAUUAUGUUGUUGACUUUAUCACUCUUGUUGAACUAAUAUGGAACUGUUCAUAACACAACAACAACAAAAACAAAAACAACAUCAUCAACAACAACACCAACAACAAUAAUAACAUGUCUUUUUACAUUGGUCGUGAGGCUUCAAAGUUAUGGAAAAGAAUUUGCUCAGAGAUAAGUAUUGAGAUCAAACUUCUUGCAGAGAAUUGGAAGUAUCUUCUAGCUGGUCUUGUUUGUCAGUACAUACAUGGUGUGGCAGCCCGAAGUGUUCAUUAUUUUCAUAAGCCUGGCCCUAUUCUUCAAGAUGUUGGAUUUUUCCUUCUUCCGGAACUCGGACAAGACAAAGCUUACAUCAGUGAAACACUGUUCACUUCUAUCUUUAUAUCCUUUGCCUUGUGGACUUUUCAUCCUUUCAUAUUCAAGAGCAGAAAGAUCUACACAGUUCUUAUUUGGUGCAGAGUUCUAGCUUUCUUAUUUGCUUCUCAAAUUCUUCGCAUAAUCACAUUUUAUUCUACACAACUACCUGGUCCAAACUACCAUUGCCGUGAGGGUUCUAAACUUGCCACAUUGCCCCGUCCAGAUAGUUUCCUUGAAGUUUUCGUGAUUAACUUUCCGCAUGGCGUGUUAUAUGGAUGCGGUGAUUUAAUAUUUUCGUCACACAUGAUCUUUACUCUUACUUUCGUACGUACAUAUCAGAAAUAUGGCACUCGAAGAUCCAUAAAGCAGCUCGGGUGGCUACUUGCCGUGAUUCAGAGUCUUUUGAUAGUAGCAUCUCGCAAACAUUACACGGUUGACGUAGUUGUUGCCUGGUACACUGUUAAUUUGGUGGUAUUUUUUGUUGACAAGAAAUUGCCAGAAUUGCCGGACCGGUCAAUCGCAGCUGCAGCAACCCUGCUCCCAUUGAGCACCAAAGACAAAGAUGGCCGGAACAAAGAGGAGAACUACAAGCUAUUGAAUGGGAAUUCCGGUGACCCUGCGGAUCGAAGACAAAGAUCUCAAAUAAAUGGCAAGAUCACAGAUGACGGAAAUACGCACCAUAACGACUCUUCCAUGAACAGUGCAUAGAUAAAGGAUCGCCUCCACUGUACAAAAUUGGAUCUGCUGUGAUAUUGCUGAUUGAAAGCUUCAACCUUCAAUUAGAAGGUGUGUUGCUUAAACUAGCAUCAAGAUUUGUAUCAGUGAAAGUUGAAACUGGAUUGUGCUUUUUCAACAUUGUGCUCCCAUGAUUCAUUAAAUUAUCCAGCUUCAGCAUGCGCCUUCAAAUUCCUCUUAUCAAUAUUGAGAUAAUGUGCAUAGCCCUUUUUUUGUUGGUUUUAUUUAUCUGCUUGCGUUACAUGAUAAACCUAAUAUUCAGCAUUAUGUAAUAUAGGCAUAUAAUGUAAAGAAGAGGUUAAAGCAAAAUGCAAAACUUCGGCACUAUUUUCUUUCCAAAAAGAGGUUUUUAAGGAUUAGUUGAUUACUGGUUAUUUGAUAUUCAUUUUCAUUGAAAUGAUGAGGUUGGUUCUAAUCAAA
This is a messenger RNA of Medicago truncatula (barrel medic), 1876 nucleotides long. Its product is annotated as phosphatidylinositol:ceramide inositolphosphotransferase 1. Gene Ontology annotation, biological process: ceramide biosynthetic process. Gene Ontology annotation, molecular function: ceramide cholinephosphotransferase activity; sphingomyelin synthase activity; inositol phosphoceramide synthase activity. The transcript has 12 exons. Gene Ontology annotation, cellular component: trans-Golgi network; Golgi membrane; endoplasmic reticulum membrane. The record is from RefSeq and is a predicted model, not a curated record. NCBI's taxonomy places the organism in Eukaryota, Viridiplantae, Streptophyta, Magnoliopsida, Fabales, Fabaceae. Bases 482 to 1429 code for a protein of 315 amino acids.